CAUGCUCAGUUACGUGUAACUCGGAGAUCGGUCCGUGUGUCGUCGAAUCGUCGGUCGAUGGUAGUGAGUUUGCCGGGAGGGCAUCAAGGUAGACAUCAAUUGGUGGUUCCGUGAACAAAUUUUUCGUUGGCCAUCGAGUGCAGCUAGAAGGAAGGGGGGAACACUAGUGAUCUCGGAAAGUGAUUGUGCCCGGGAGUACAAUAGGGUGUGUCGAAACCAAACCUGACCUAGUGGAUACUGAUCGGUUCAAUUGAAUCAAUAAUACCCCGAGAGUUGGCAGUCCGCGGCCGUGAGUUGGAAAAGAAGCAAGUAAACGAAGUGUGAGGCAAUCAUGAUUGGAUUCAAAUUGCUUACGGCGGCAUGCUUACUGGCAGUUGCAUCUGCCCAGCAGGACUACCAACAAGACUACCGACCAGCACCGCUGCGACUCGGCACAAACGCGGUGGAAGCCAAACCAACGCCGAUUCCGAUUCUCAAGCAGAUCAACAGACACAACGAAGAUGGUUCCUAUACGUAUGGUUACGAAGGCGCUGAUGGAUCAUUCAAAAUCGAAACAAAACUCGCAACCGGGGAAGUCAAAGGCAAAUACGGAUACGUGGACGAGUCUGGCAAGGUAAAGGUAGUUGAGUACGGAGCGAACAAAUACGGCUUCCAACCAUCCGGAGAAGGUAUUACGGUUCCACCACCAACUCUAGUGGAUGAAACCACAGGCAAGGAUGCCCUGCUGGAUUAUGAAGACAAUGUGCCUGCACCUCGUCCACAGAAAAUCCGACCAUCGAAGCCUCAACCACGCCCGCAACCUCAGCCACAGCCCCAGUACUAUGACUACGAAGAAGAACAGCAUCAAGCACAGCCUCAACAACAACACCAGCCACAACCGCAACCUCAGGUUCACUUCCAGCCUCAGCCUCAGCAGCAACCUAGAUAUCACCAACAACCUCAACAAGUACAAGCUCAAUACGUACAGAACUCUCACUUCGGACCCGCGGCCAACAAUCCAGCUGGACCAGCUCCUCCACGUGUCCAAAUAGCGAACGCCGUACCGAUUGACGUAGUCUACUCUCCCAAGCAACGCCCUGCUCGCCCAGAACCCAGCUACGACACCCGACCGCAAGCCUUCCCAAAUGCCGGACCAGCACCCGAGCCCAAAAUCCGUUACUCGGCCCCAGCCUUCGCUGCAGCAGCCCCAGCACCAUUACCAAAAGCUAACCUCGCACCGCAGCCUAACUAUGCUCCGCAGCCAAACUACGCUCCACAGCCACGACCAGCUCCGGCUGCAUACCAGCCCCGACCAGCUCAGGGUCGUAGCACCAGCGUCCUGGAUCAGCUAGCGAAGGACUAUGCGCUGCCACAGGGUGGAGCCGCACCACUGCACGAUAUCUCAUUCGGUUACUUCUAGUCCGAACUAGUAGAGUAUAUGUGAGACGUAGAAUUUUGUAAAACUCCAAUUCGAAAUGCUUGCACCUGUUUCUACUGGUGAAGUUUGCCACGAAAUCAAAAGUUAAAAGUCAUUAUUCGAGAAAUGCAAAGGAAAUGUGAAUAAUAAUCUUCUGUUGUCGAACGAUACGCGUCGACUAUGAACGAUAUCAUAGAACUGAUUAUUGUACGUAAUUGAUAAUAAAACGGUUGUGAAAUAAAUCAAUUGAUUGCUUAUUGCCAUGCCACUGUA
Armigeres subalbatus is the source of this 1669-nucleotide messenger RNA. RefSeq names its product tyrosine-protein phosphatase non-receptor type 23-like. The record is from RefSeq and is a predicted model, not a curated record. NCBI's taxonomy places the organism in Eukaryota, Metazoa, Arthropoda, Insecta, Diptera, Culicidae. Gene Ontology annotation, cellular component: chitin-based extracellular matrix. Gene Ontology annotation, molecular function: structural constituent of chitin-based larval cuticle. Bases 332 to 1399 code for a protein of 355 amino acids. The transcript has 5 exons.